Messenger RNA from Cygnus olor (mute swan), 3971 nucleotides. It is a transcript of the gene TRIM50, whose product is annotated as tripartite motif containing 50. Gene Ontology annotation, molecular function: protein binding; zinc ion binding. The transcript is spliced from 6 exons. The record is from RefSeq and is a predicted model, not a curated record. Bases 2466 to 3971 code for a protein of 501 amino acids. Lineage: Eukaryota; Metazoa; Chordata; Aves; Anseriformes; Anatidae.
CCACGAGCCCUGCCCAGGCCCCGCUGCCACCGCCCUGCAUGGCCGCGGAGCCCCGCCCCGCCAAUCACCGCCCGCGCCGCGCCGCGGCCUCGGCCAAUGGCGCUCCGAGGAGCGACCGCUUCCCUGCGCGCCGCUUAAAAGCCACGCGCCGGCGCCUCUCGCCCCCGCGCCCCUGCUGGCCGAUGGAGACGUCACGCGGUCUCGCAGUGCACUCUGGGGGAUGUAGUCCGGGCUGCCCCCCCCCCCCGCCGCGUCUCAGCAAGGGGCUCGGCGGGCGGGGCCGUAAGUCAAACACAGCUAUGCAAACGCAAAAUGAUAGUUUUUUUUUUUUUACAGUCACACACACAAAACCACAUUUUUUUUACAGUCGCACAAAAAGACACGCGUGCCUUGUCCCAAAUCGGAGCAACAACACUUGCUUGGGGUUUUCUCCUGGUCUUUUCCCAAAGAAUGAAAUGGUUUUAACAAAACCAAAACCAAGCCAACCAACUAGCACCGCCGAAACAAACCAAGAAGCCUAUUUCAACCUAAAAAGAAUUUUAGCUGAUAAGAAAGUGUUCUGGUGAAAGCGUGUCCCCCGAUCCAAGCGAUGUGGGUGACCAGAACCACGGCGGAACGCACAGAACCCAGCGCCUCCGCCAGGCAAACGCCCCGUCCCGAGGCCAGCACCCCGUCCUGAGGCGAACACCCCGUCCUGAGGUGGGCACCCCAUCCCGAGGCCAACACCCCGUCCCGCCUUAUCAGCGCCCUGGUAGCUGCCCACGCAGUCACAUGACGGCCAUGUCUGUACCAAACAAAGGGCCGCCGUGCACCGCGACAGGACAGGGGCCGACGGCGCCGUGGAGCCGGGUGGCGGGCGAGCAGGGCUUGCUGCCUCACCGCUGCGCACGCUGCCGCUGGCCCUGCAGCUACCUGGCCUCAGCCAGGCAAGCAGGGGCACCCCCAGCAGGGCUGAUGCCACAGCAGCGGAGUAGCGGGGUGGCCAGCGCAGCUCCCUUCCUGCUGAGAAGCUGCCACCCCUGCUGCUUGCCAAAUCUGCCCCUCCACCAGGGCUGAAAUCUUCCACCAGGUCAGGAAAAGCCAAGGGACAUCCGUCAGGCUGCGUGUGCCAAGAAGAGCCAGCGCGGAGAGGAAGCGGUGCGGGGCACGUGAGUGGUGUGGUGAGUGGGUGGCUGUCAGGGGGGUUCUCCAUGAGCAGAGGGAGCAGCUGAAGCUGAUUUCCCCUGUGGGUUCUUACGGGUGUCUGACCGUUCCUGGGCUGACAUUGGAGCUUUUCUUGAUUCCUCACCAAGCUCCCAUACGCUAUGCUUGAUGACGGCUGAGCUCAGGUCACUGCCUCCCCUUUCCCUGGGGCACUUACCGAGUCUGUCUUUGACUUCAGGUUUGUUUUCACGUGAGUGGGGAGACCGUAAAAGUUCUACCAGCCUAUAUUCAGGAGCAGACAUGCGCAACACUGUCAGGCUGUCACAGUUAGAGCAGUGUCACCUCCAGGGCCUGGGCCACCUAUUGCUGUUGCUCGUCCAGGUGGCAAUGCCCUCCCUACGCUGGGGGUGUGCUGCUAGCUGUCCUGGCCACAAUGCGUAGGCAGUUGAGCCCAUCUGGCUCAGGAUCUUGGUGGUUACAUCCCACCAUGCUGGGGAGCCAAUACUGCAUGAACCUUACAGCUGUUAAAUAGAACAGCCACAUGUGGCCCCAGAGCCAGCGGGAGAUGCAGGAUUUCAGUUCGUGUCUCUUAGGAGUGCUGGCCUGGAGCACGGAGCAUGGGGACCAGAGACUAUGCUGAGUUUCAAGGGGCUGAGCUGCAGGUACAGCUCCGCAAGCUCUGGCUCAAGCUCCUAACCCUCAUAUCGGUCAAACUUGGCCUUACAGGUUUUACUGUGUGGUUUCUGUCCCCAUCUUGCAGAUGAAGAUGCUCUUUAUGAUUUUAUUCUGCUUUAGCUUAGAUGUAUCACUUGAGCUAAUGCCAAUCCUUGUGAGGACGUGCAGAGGCUGAAACAACAAACCCAAAGAGAUGUGUAGAAAUUCAUACAAGCCAGGGUCACUACUGGAAUUUUUCAGCAAAAAAUUCCUCUCAGCUCUGUCUCCAGCUGUGCCAGCCCCUGGCACACAGACAGGUCUCCCCUGAGAUGUGCUGCACUCUGAUACAGCUCCCAGACAAAGGCCCCAGAUGGGGAUCAGCUUGGUGGUGACUUCUGACAUCACAGGCAGAACCACUAGGGCCUGACCUCCCAUGUUGUCAGAGCCCAAACCCAUCUUGUAUUAAAACAUGCAUCUUAAAAUUUGUGCGGAGCCUAAUGAUGAGUUCACAACUGUCUGAGCUGCUGCUGGGGCAUGAAGGUGUUUGAGGUGUCUCUCUGCUUCACCUUACCCAAGUGCUGAGCACACUUUGUUCAUCUGUGCUUACUUUGCUCUUUGCAAUAGGAGUGAUCUCCCACCUGUUUUUCCCAGGCUAGGUCUGUGCUGCCAUGCUAAAAGGUGGCAGCAUGGCUCGGAGGAUGAGCAUCGAUGAGCUGGAAGACCAGCUCCUCUGUCCCAUCUGCCUGGAGGUCUUCAAGGAGCCCUUGAUGCUGCAGUGCGGGCAUUCUUACUGCAAGUCGUGCGUGGUGUCACUGUCUGGAGAGCUGGAUGGGCAGUUCCUGUGCCCCGUGUGCCGCCAAACCGUGGACUGCAGCGCCUCGCCACCCAACGUCACACUGGCCCGUGUCAUUGAGGCACUGCAGAGCUGGGGCGAGGCAGAGCCCACCCCAGAGUCCUGCCCAACACACCACAACCCCCUCAGCCUCUUCUGUGAGACUGACCAAGAGGUGAUCUGUGGGCUGUGCGGCACCAUCGGCAACCACCGCCAGCACAAGAUCACCCCCAUCUCUACCACGUACUGCCGGAUGAAGGAGGAGCUGUCUGCGCUGUUAACUGAUGUCCACCGGUACAAGAGGAACCUGGAUGAACACUUCAGCAAGCUCAUCAACAACAAAAUCCGCAUUGCAAACGAGGCGGAUGUCUUCAAGUGUGUGAUCCGGAAGGAGUUCCAGGAGCUGCACAGAUACAUUGAUGAGGAGAAGGCCACCUUCCUGGAGAGCGUUGAGGGGAAGGCAGCCCAGCUCAUAACCUCCAUCGAGUCCCAGGUCAAGCAGACAUCAGACGCCCUGCAGAGGCUGAAGGAGAUACAUAGCUCUCUGGAGACGCUCGGCAACGAAAGCCAGCUUGAUUUCAUCCGUAAAUACAGCUCCUCCCAGUUCAGGUCAGAGCUUCCCAGCCUGCUCCCAGGUGAUGGCAUCUUUAGCCCCAUUUCCUUCAAGCCGUGUUUCCACCAAGAUGAUAUCAAGAUGACCGUUUGGAAGCGGCUGCACCGCCACGUCCUGCCAGCUCCAGAGAUGCUGAAACUGGACCCGGUGACAGCGCAUCCCCUCCUGGAACUCUUCAAGGGUGACACAGUGGUGCAGUGUGGGCUCUACCAGCGCCGGGACAGCAACCCCAAGCGUUUUGACUCCAGCAACUGCAUCCUCACCUGCAAGGGCUUCUCCUGCGGCCAGCACUACUGGGAGGUGAUAGUGGGCACCCGCAACCACUGGCGCGUGGGCAUCAUCAAGGGCACGGUCAGCCGCAAAGGGAAGCUCAGCAAGUCUCCCGAGAACGGCGUGUGGCUCAUCGGCCUCAAGGAAGGCAAAGUCUACGAGGCCUUCAGCACCCCGCGGGCCACCCUGCCGCUGACCGCCCGGCCGCAGCGCAUCGGGAUCUACCUGCACUACGAGAGGGGCGAGCUGACCUUCUACAACGCCGACAGCCCCGACGAGCUCAGCCCCAUCUACACCUUCCAGGCGGAGUUCCAGGGCCAGCUCUACCCCAUCGUGGACCUGUGCUGGCCGGAGCGGGGGCCCUACUCGCCCCCCAUCAUCCUGCCCCCCCCUGGCGCCCCCCGGCGCCCCCAGGGGCCGUGCCGCCAGCCGGCCCCCGAGGCGCCCGCCAAGCCCUAG